Molecule: messenger RNA, 1278 nt
Organism: Fusarium mangiferae
Lineage: Eukaryota; Fungi; Ascomycota; Sordariomycetes; Hypocreales; Nectriaceae
Exons: 2
Coding region: 1-1278 (425 amino acids)
Source: RefSeq, a predicted model, not a curated record
AUGUCGCAUCCAGGCGCUGGACCCAGCCCGUUCCGGGCACACUUGCCCGAUCUCCAGAUUAACAGGUUCACUACCAUGAAGAAGCAGGAUCCCUAUGAGUACGCAAGGGCGUUCAAAGAGAAUGGCACUCCUCCGUGGCUUCAUGGUCUGUAUCUACACUGGCGCAAGUUGCUCUCUGAGCCAUUCAAGGGUGUCACCAAUGAUGGCCAUGUCAAACCAGAUAUUUUUAAACUUGAAGAUCAAGGCAUUCCAAUUGAGGAUAUUGUCGAUGCGACCAAGCUAGCUCUAUCAAAAAUGAGCUUUGAACAGAGAAACCGUUCAACCUAUCACAUCGACUCUCCAGAAUGGCGUACAUGGUCUAAUCCCGAAUUCCUGCUCACUGAUAAGGGCGUCAGGCUAGACGAAACGAACGAGGAAUUACAAACUGCCGUCAUGCAAGUUUUGAAGACUUCUUUAUCUCCCGAAGGCUAUGAGAAGGCAGUCUCGACCAUGCGCAUCAACGGCUUCCUGGGCGAGCUAGUCGAAGCGCCCGCCAUCAUGAAUGAGUUUUCUUACAACUUUGUCUUGUUUGGCGCGGAGCCAUCUACCACUGAGCCCUGGGGGUUCUCCUUCUACGGACAUCACCUAUGUCUUAAUGCCUUCUUCUAUAAAAAGCAGAUCAUUCUUUCGCCGUGGUUCACUGGUGCCGAACCCAACCUGAUUGACCACGGAAAGUUCAGCGGAACCAGAAUCUUGCAACGAGAAGAAACUCUCGGUUUGCAGCUCAUGCAAAUUCUGCCUCCAGAUAUCCAAUCUCUAGCUCAAGUAUACAAGGAGAUGAAAGACCCGGCGAUGCCCUAUGGGCGCUGGAACCACGAUGACCAGAGGCAUCUUUGCGGAGCCUAUCGCGACAAUCGUGUGGUGCCUUACGAAGGCGUUCUCGUUUCCAAAUUAUCAGCAGCUCAGCAAGAUAUUGUAACCGAAAUCCUGCGAGAAUAUCUUUUAUACCUGCCACAAAGGGCCCGAGAUAUUCAGCUAGCCGAGAUAAAGCGCUGGUUCCAUGAGACGUAUUUUUGCUGGAUUGGUGGGUUUAAGGACGAGGAUCCUUUCUACUACCGCAUUCAGAGCCCUGUCGUUAUUGUUGAGUUUGAUCAUCACUCGGGGGUGUUCUUGACGAAUAAGGAGCCAGCCAAGUUUCACAUCCACACCUUACUCAGGACCCCUAAUGCCGGAGACUAUGGAAUGGCACUGCGGAAUCAGAUUCCAGGAAUGACGCAGGAGUUUUUGUGGGAAGGAUGA